AAUCCUGACUCACUGCAGGUGGAGUGGUGUUGAGCGCACAUUGCUCCUUAACACUCUGAGGCCGGCACUGUCGAUGAAAAUCACAAGAGGUGUCCUGGAGAACUGGUCAGGAUGGAUGAGGAAUUUGAGAAAGGCCGCAUCAAGGAACUUCAGCAGCAACGGAUGGCUGUGCAAAAAAAGACUUUCACCAACUGGGUAAACCAGAUAUUUCUAAAAAACAAGGUGAAGACUUUUGUGAAUGACUUGUACACUGACCUGAAAGAUGGAAUCAUCCUCAUUACUCUGCUGGAGCUCAUCUCAGGAGAGAAGCUAAAGAGACCCAACAAAGGUAAAAUGAGAGUUCACUACCUGGAGAACAACAGCAGAGCCAUCGCCUUUUUGAAAACUAAGAUAAAUGUGAAUUUGAUUGGGCCUGAAAAUAUUGUGGAUGGCGACCAUACCCUGAUCUUGGGCUUGAUCUGGAUGAUUAUACUACGCUUUCAAAUUGCCUCCAUCACAGUUGAAGAAGAUGAGUGUGACGUCAGCACUGCCAAACGUUCUGCCAAGGAAGCUCUGCUGAUCUGGUGUCAGCGGAAGACUGCAGGGUAUCAGAGUGUGGACAUUCAGAACUUCUCAUCAAGCUGGAAUGACGGAUUGGCCUUCAAUGCAAUCAUUCAUGUGCACAGACCCGACCUGAUAGCUUACGAGUGUCUGAAAGCGAACAACCCGAUACAUAAUCUAAAUAAUGCCUUCAACGUUGCGGAAAAUGCACUGGGCAUUUCCACACUCCUAGACGCUGAGGACGUUGCUGUCCCUCAUCCGGAUGAGAGAUCCAUCAUGACCUACGUAUCUCUGUAUUACCAUCACUUCUCAAAAAUGAGGCAAGGACAAACUGGACAGAAAAGAAUUAUAAAGAUUGUGGAUCUCCUGAAAGAAAUUGAUGAUCUGAAACGUGAAUACGAGUUACUGGUGUCUGAUCUGCUCCACUGGAUUAAAGAAAAGAUCAAGGAGCUGAAUGGCCGGCAGUUCCCCAACUCACUAGACGGCAUGCAGAAAAUGAUGGCAGACUUCAAAACCUUCCGCACUGUGCAGAAACCACCCAAGUACCGGGAGCGGGGAUUCAUUGAAGCUCAGCUCUUCAACAUCCGGACCAAACAGAGGGCCAACAAUAUGCAGCAGUACGUGCCUCCAGAGGGGAAGGCUCUGAGUGACAUUGAGAGGCACUGGAGUGAUCUGGAGAAGUCAGAAGCCUUGAGAGAGAAGGCGCUGCAGAAGGAGAUGCUCCGGUUGGAACGGCUGGAGCAGCUGGUGCAGCGGUUCAGGAAGAAGGCCGGGCUGAGGGAAGCCUACCUCAGCCAUAUGAAAUCAGUUCUUGCCAAACAGAACAUCAACGUGGAGACCACCCAGGAGACAGAGACCGUCACCAAGAGACUGGAGGCCAUCACAACUGAUGUGCUUGCCACUGAGCAGAGGUUUAAGGCUCUGGUUGAAAUGGCUCAAGUCAUUGAGAGGGAGAAUUACCACGGCAAGGCUGAGAUAGUGAAGAAACAGAAGGAUGUUGAAGAUUGCUGGCAAAACCUCCUCCAAGAACUCAAUAAGCGAAAGGCUGCCCUGAAGAAGGUGGUAGCUGCACUCUGCUUAGUCCAAGAUAUAGACACCAUUUAUCAAGAGCUAAUAACUCUUCAGUCAGCGAUGAGUUCGGAAGACUGUGGCAAGCACCUGUUUGAUGUGGUGGACAUGGCGCAGAAGCACAACCUGAUCAUCUCUCAGAUCUCUUAUCAUGGGGAAACCCUGAAGCACAUCAACCAGAGGGCCGAUGAUCUCAGGAGACGCAGCGAGCUAAAGACUGAUAUAGUCAAAAGGAAACUCAAAGCGCUCAAUGACCUUUAUAGCAACCUCCUGGAGCUCAGCAAAACCAGACAAGCCAGACUGCAGCAGCAGCAGAUAUUGUUUGAGUUUUUCCGGGACUGCGAGGAGGAGGAGUCGUGGAUCUACGAGAAGUGGCAGCUGGUGCGAACUGCGACGUUAGGGCGUGACAUCACCCAGAUUGCAGUGUCCAUUCAAAAGCACAAGGCAAUGGAGGCUGAGUGUAACUCCCGGCAGUCUAUCUGUUUCUCAGUGGUGAGAAAGGGCCAGGAGCUUUGCCAGCAGAACUUGAGCAACAAGAGGGAGAUGAAGAAAUGGGUGGCCACUCUUCAGAAUCAAUGGCAGCAACUAAAGGACGAGAUGUCACACUGGCACACACGACUUCAAGCUGCUCUGACAAUAAAGCAGUACUUCACAGACAUCAAUGAGGCCCACUCGUGGCUGUUUGAGAAACAGCCUCUCAUGCAGAGUGAAGAUUACGGGAAGGAUGAGGCCAGUGCUGAGGCACUCCUGCAGCGCCACAUGCACCUGAUGAAAGAGAUUGAAGCCUUUUCCAGCGAAGUGAAGAGAUUGGAGGACUUGUCAACAGCAGCUGUGCAGCAGGUUCCUUUAACAGCGCGCCAGGCAGAGACCCCAGAGAAGAUGGUACCCGAGAGCUGCUCAUCUGAUGAAGGAGAAGGAUUAGAAAUCACAAAGAAAGGUCACUUUCAAGUACCAGAGAUAUUUACCCGCUUCAGUGUCAAAGGCUUGCAGAAGAGGAAAGCUAAAGUCAUCAGACAGCCAAGCAAGCAAGAGGAGAUGGGGGCCACUGAAGGCAGCCCAUCUCUGAGAGUCAGUAAGCCACGGAGAAGCCGCUCAAUGCGCCGCGGGAUGACAGAGGUUCACUAUGCUUCACAACCCGUGCCUGACGAGGACUUCAACAGGACGAAUAUCGAGAGCAGCCAGCAAAGCAUUGAAUCAACAUACACCAAUCUCUGCCAGCUAGCUGAGGCCAGAAGGAAAGCCUUGCAGGAGAAGAUCCAUCUGCACCAGAUCUAUAACACCUGCAAUGACUUCAUCUCCUGGAUGAACGACAGGGAGAAUGGUUUCAAAAAUUUUGAGCCCAAUGCAAACAACAUGGAAGUCAUGCAGAGGAAAUAUGAGAAUUUCUUGAUGGAGUUGGCUGCUGGGAAAGGCCGACUGGAUGAUGUCAAUCAAAUGGUGGAGAAUUUUAUGAAAGGCAAACACAGCAAGAAUCAGGAAAUCCAGGCAAAACUACAGGAAAUUCACAAAAGGUGGUCUGUAAUGUUGAAAUUGAAGGAGGAGAAGGAAAAGGAACUGAUUGGUACAGCUGAUGUCACAUCAUUUCUCCAGAAGUGCCAGGAUACAUCAGCACUGCUGCAAGACAAACUCACCUUGCUGUCCAUUCCUGAUACAAGCAAAAAUCUGGUGGCAAAGGACAGUGCGAGGAGUAUGCAAGUGGUCUCUGACCGGGAAAUCGAGUCACUGGAGGCCAGAAUCCAAUACCUGAGCAAAAUGGUUGACUCAGUCCAGGAUGCCAGUCCCGGAGAGAGUGCUACAAUCAGGGUGCAGGUGCAGGAGGUGGAAAUAUUAUUGAAAAGGGUGAAGAUACAGGCUGCAAGGAGGAAUCAGCUUCUCAGAGAAGCCCGUGAGUUACAGCGUUACAACCAGGAAAGCAAGGAGCUGCUUCUGUGGGCUAACAAUGUGAAAGACAGGCUGUACAACAAGGAGAUGGGAUUUGACGUGGGUUCUGCUGAAAACCUUCUGACAGAGCAUGCUGAGCUGCUGCUGGAGAUCAACGCAAACAAAACCAGGUUCAAGGAGCUGAAUGACCUGGGCAAUCGAGUGCUAAAGAGGAGCUGCACCAGCGACAUUUCUCGAUUAUUGCAGAAAACGAUAGACAUACAGGUGGAGCUGGAUGAGGCCUGGAAAGAACGCAAUGCCAAACUGCAAGGAGGACUAGAGCUGCAGCAGUUUAACCGAGAGGCAGAUCGCAUUGACGCAACUCUGUCUGGUCAUGAAGCCUUACUGAAGAUCAAUGAUCUUGGGGACUCUGUGGAUUCUGUGAACAGCCUACUAAAGAGACAAGUAGACUUUGAGAAUGUGCUGAAGCUGACAGACCUGAGGAUUCAGGGGCUGCAGGACAGAGCAUCCAAACUCAACCAGAGCAACAAUUAUGCCAACAAAACGAUCCAGAAGAGGGUUUUUCUCAUCAUUGACAAAUGGAACGAACUCAAACAGAGCAGAGACUAUCGGAGGAGUAGGCUAACAGAGUCAUUGAAGCUGCAGGAAUUUAACAGAGAUGCAGCUGAACUACUGAUGUGGAUUGAUGAGAAGUAUGAGAUUGCCUCAGAUGAAUCGUACCGAGACCCCACAAAUAUCCUUCAGAAGCUGAAGCGGCAUGAAGCCAUGGAGAAGGAGGUGAUGGCAAACCAGGUCCGAGUGGAGGAGUGGAAGCAGACAGGAAACAGUCUCAUCAACGAGAAGCAUUAUGCCAGGGAUGUUAUCAAAUCCCAACUUGUAGUGCUGGUCAGGAAGUGGGAAGAGCUCCUCAAUAAAAUGGGAGAACGUGGAGAUAAAAUGAGACAAGCUGGGCAGCAGGAGCAGCUCAUGGAGUUGCUGCAGGAUGCCAAAACAAAGCUGGAACAGAUUGAGAAGAUGCUCCGGAACAACGAGACCGGUCACGAUCUGCGGUCCAGCAAACUCCUACUGAAGGAACACAAGUGGUUGGAGGGUGACACACGUGAACUUGCGGAGAAGAUGAACUGCAUUGUAAACCGUGCCAGGAAGAUGGCAACCAGCCACUUUGAUUCGCAAAGGAUACUGGAACAGACACAGAAACAUCUUGACUGGUUUGAAUCUCUCAAGGUACCCCUGGAAGAGAGAAGGAAACUCCUGGAAGCAAUGGUGGCUUUGUAUGAGUUCUAUCAUAACAGUGACUUGAACGUGCAGUGGAUCGCUGAGCACAUGCCGAAUGCUUCCUCAAGCAACUAUGGCCAAUCCCUGCACACGGCACAGAGCCUGCUGUGCAAACAGAAGGAGCUGCAGGUGGAAGUGAACGCCCACAAACAGCAGAUCCAGAAGGUGCUGGACAUUGGCAAGCGUAUGAUCAGCUCCCAGCACCUCGUGGCCCAGGGCAUUGAGAGCAAACGCACGGAGCUCCAGACCAGCUGGGACGGACUGGAGAGAGCCUGCCAUGACAGGACAAAGAAGCUACAACAAUCAGUGCGGUUCCACCAGUUCCUUGCAGAUGUUUCAGAGUUGGAAGCCUGGGUCGCAGAAAAACUUCAGCUUGUUUCAAGUGAAGACUAUGGAAAGAAUGAAGCUAUUACUCAGAAGAUGGUCAAAAACCAUAAAGCUCUGGAGGUGCAGAUCCAGAACACCAGAGGUCUCGCCGAGGAACUGCAGAAAAAUUCGCAGGAUCUUCCACUCAGAGGGUUCAUCACAUUCAACAUGGUGGAUGAGCCACAGGAGCACCUGUGCAGGCAACUGAAAGAGCUGCAAGAGCACUGGGUCAUCAGGAUGCAGAAGCUGGAAGAGACACUGGUUUUAUAUAAAUGCUUACGGGAACUGGAGGAACUUGAGGAAUGGGUCACACAGCAGCUGCAGGCAGCCAGCUCCGAGGAUUAUGGAAAUGAUCACCAGCAUGUCCUGCGCCUGAAGGCAUUGUUUGAAGAUUUCCAGCACCGAGUGGAGGCUGGUGAAGAAAGGAUCCAAGGUUGUGAGACCUUAGUGAGCACACUCGUUGAGAAAGGGCGGCUGGAGUCCGAGGAAAUUGUGCAGAGAAAGAAUACGUUGAGGGGUUUAUGGAACAGUUUGCGGGAGCGGAUUCAGAAUCGGGGACAAAGACUGAGUGAUGCUGUGGAAUUUCACAAGUGUGUCCAAGACCUGGCUGAUGCUCUGACCCUCAUUGAGGAGAAGUCGAAAAGCAUCCCUGAUGAGAUUGCUAAGGACCUGCGGAGUGUUCAAGCACAACUGCGUGUGCAUGAGGCACUGGAGCAUGAGCUGUUGGGAGCUGAGCAGCAGUUGCAGGAACUGCUGGAUGCAGCAGAUGGGGUACUGCACAGGUGCACGACAGAGCAGAGCGUGGUCCUGCAGGCCAAGCAGACGGCAGUGGUAGAGAACUGGGAGAGCCUCAGGAGCAAAGUGGACCAGCGAAGGGAGUCCGUGGAGAAGGCCUGUAAGAUCCAACUGUUCCUGGUACAGGUGCGGGAUUACUUCUCCUGGUCGACCGGUUUGAUGAGGGAGAUGAAAGUGGAAGAGACCACCCGAAACAGCUCCAUGACUGAUUUAAAACUAAACCAGCACCAGCAGCUCCGGGCUGAAAUUGAUGCUCGCGAAGAGACUUACAGACAUCUGCUCAGCUUGGGUUAUGACAUCCUGCAGAUGGAGCCAUCCACCUCCAAAGAAGUCAAAGACAAAGUUGACAGUCUGCAGAAGGAGAGAGCGGAUCUGUCCAGUCAGUGGGAGCUGAAGAAGGGCUGGCUGGAGAGGAUGCACCUGGAGCAGGUUUUCUUCAGAGACGCUGCCCACAUGGAAACAAUCAUGAAUUCACAGGAGGUUUACUUGAAAUCUAGUGAAUUGGGAACGACUGUGGAAACUGUGGAUUCCUUCAUCAAGUGGCACGACGCCUUUGAGAAACUGUUGGCAACUCAGGAGGAAAAGGUUUCAUCACUGCAGAAGCUGGCAGGCAAGCUAAAAGAGGAGAACUUAAAGCGCGAGGACGCCAGUCACAUACAGCAGAAACUCAACGCCAUCCUGGAGAGGAGGAACCACAUUAAGGAGAUGUCGCAGAGCCGCCGGAAAGACCUGAGCACGGCCCGCCUGUUGGCCCGGUUCACUCAGGACCUGACUGAGGAAGACGACUGGAUCACGGAAAGGAUGCAGAAGUUAAAGGACACCUCUACAGACAUCAGCGACCUGCAGGGAAAACUGAAGCUGCUACAGAAACACCAGACCUUUGAGGCAGAAAUCAUGGCCCACCAGGCCAUUAUUACAGGUGUUACGGAGAUGGGUGAGAUGCUAUUAUCUGGACACCAUCCUAAAUCCAGUGAAAUCCGCCGUAGUAUGAGGCACCUGCUGGAACGUUGGGAGCAGCUGAAGGUGGCAGUGGCUAUGCGUGGUAAAAUGUUGGAAGAAAACCGGGAUUUCCUGGAAUUCCUGCAAAAAGUCGAACAGGUUGAAGCGUGGAUCAGAGAUAAGGAGGUGAUGAUCAAUGUGGGUGAUGUUGGCAAAGACUAUGAACACUGCUCACAGUUGCAGAAAAAGCUCCACAAGUUCCAUGGAACAGGGGACGUGACAGUAGACGAUGCUCACAUCCGGACCAUCAACAGCCUGGCCACCCACCUGGAGAGGCAGAAUAAAGAUGAUGUCCCAACGGUUCUCCGACGCAAACAACAGCUAAAUGAAAGGUGGAACAAGUUCCAGGGGAAUUUGAAUAAGUACAAGAAACAACUGGCUGCUGCUUUGGAGGUUCAUGCCUUAAUCAGAGAAAUGGAUGAAAUUAAAGAAAGAAUGGAUGAGAAGAGUUUGAUGAUGCAAGGAUUUGACUAUGGCCGGGAUGUGGAAAGUGUGGAAAAGCUGAUAAGGAGACAUAAAGAAACUGAGUUGGAAAUCAAAGUUAUCCGGGACAAGACGGAGGCACUGGAAGCUGACGCUCGGCAUCUGUGCGAGUGCCAUUUUCCAUUAUCAGAUAAGCUCAGCCUGAAGAAUGCCGAGAUGCAGGACAGCUGGUUUCAGCUGAAGGAGAAAGCCAAGCAGCGAAAGGAGAAACUAGAAGCUUCCUACCAGCUUCAGAAGUUCAACAGAACGCUUCGAGAACUGCUGGACUGGGCACAGUUGCUAAAGUCUCUGAUGGGAGAAGGUAGACUGCCAAAGAGUAAACAGGAAGCCGAGAUCAUGAUAGAGGAGCACCAAGAGAGAAAGACUGAGAUCCAAGCUAGAGGAGAGCGUUUUGAUGCUGUGAGGAACGUUGCUGCUGAGCUGGUAGCUGCAGGACACUACGCAUCACUGGACAUCAAACAGUCCCUUUCCAAGGUGGAAGAGACCUGGACAACUCUAGGUGGGGCCUGGCACGACCGCAGCAACAAGCUGGCAGAGGCGUUUGAUUUACAGGUAUUCUAUGGCUACGUGGAACAGAGUGAGACCUGGCUGAGCAGCAAGGAGGCGUUCCUGGCCAAUGAAGACUAUGGGGAUUCCCUGCCCAGGGUAGAGAACUUGCAGCAAAAGCACGAACAGUUUGAGAAAGCUGUGGAGGCCCAGCUGGAGAAGGUAAACACGAUGGAGAGGUUCGCUCUGCAGCUGAAGCAGGACAAGCACUCGGAUUCUGCUCAGAUCAUCUCCAAAUGCCAGGCGAUCCUACAGAGAAAACAAAAGUUACUGGAAAACUGUGAGCAUCGUAGGAAGCUCCUAAACCAGUCCAGACAGCUGCAGUUUUUUCUAAGAAGCUCCUAUGAGGCUGUGUCAUGGCUGAAUGAAAAGAUCAAUGUUGCCCUGGACAAGAACUGGAUGGACCCUAGCAACCUGCAGGGGAAACUUCAGAAGCACCAAACCUUUGAGGCUGAGGUCAUGGCAAACCAAAACAGGAUCCGGAGCAUUGAUGCAGAAGGGGAGCAAUUGGUUAACGAAGGACAUUACGCAGUCGGUGAGAUUGAGCCCAGGAUUAAACAGAUUCAGGACUUGUGGAAAGAAUUGGUGCAGCACUGCAGUGAGAAGAAGUCGCAGCUGAUGGACGCGCUGAAGGCCCUGAACCUACAGCGAAGUAUUGAGGAUGUGGAGGAGUGGCUCAGUGAGGUGGAGAAACAGCUGGAUCAUCCAGCCCACGGCACUGACCUGGUCUCCGUGAGGAACCUUCUCAACAAGCAGCAAGACCUGGAGGAAGAUAUCAACAACUACGUGGAAAGGAUGCAGGGGCUUCUAGACCAAUCUGAAGAGUUUGUUUGCAAAAAGCACUUCCUAGCUGAGGAAAUUCGUGACAGAGUUGAUAUUGUACUGCAGAGGUAUCGGGCACUGGGUGAUCCGAUCAAGGAGAGGCGCAAGACACUGGAGGCGAGCAUGCUGCUUUAUCAGUUCUUCCGGGACCUCGACGCUGAGCUGGCCUGGGUUCAGGAGAAGCACCAACUGGCUUCAGCCAAGGAUACGGGACAAUCUCUGAACGCUGUGCAGAACUUGCAGAAGAAGCAUCAGGCCCUGCAGAGUGAGAUCAGCUGCCAUGAUUCCCUGAUCAACGACGUACUGGAAACGGGACAAAAUCUUGCAAAGAGUGGGCAUUUUGCCUCGCGAGAGAUUUCAAAGAGGUUGUGGGAGUUGAAGGAUGCUGUGGAGACACUGAAAGAAGAAGCAGAGAAGAGGAGCAAGUUGCUGAACGAGGCGUAUGCAGCACAACUCUUCUUCUCUGAGCUGUCGGAAGCGGAGUUAUGGAUGGAAGAGAAGAGACCGCAGCUGGAGAGCACGGACUACGGGAAGGACGAGAACACUACACAGAUGCUGCUAAAGAAGCUGGAAAACAUAGACGUGGACCUGGUCAGCUACAAGUCCAUAAUGUUCAAGCUGAAGGAAAUGGGGAAUAAUCUGACCAGCAUGAACCACCCUGACAGACACACCAUAAUGAAGCGGCUCCAGGACGUGGAGAGUGCGUAUGAGACACUCCUGCUUUUGGCUGGAAAACUUCGGAAAAGGCUUUUGCACCGGUACCAGCUCUAUCAGUUUGAACAGGAGGUGCAGGAAACCGCCACGUGGCUCUCCAGCAAGCAGCGCUCGGCUGACUCUGACGACUAUGGCCAGGAUCUGGAAGAUGUGGAGAUACUGCAGAAGAAGUUUGAGCACUUGGAGCAAGAGCUGAGUAGCCUGGGCCAGAAUAAAAUAUCUGCUUUCCACGAGCUGGUCAAGUCACUCAAGAGGCAGGCCCACAGCUUUAUGGAGCAGGUGAUGGAUCAGGCCAACCGGAUUAAUCAACAGUGGGACAACCUACAGCAAGCAGUCAGGACUCGGGGAGAGAAUCUGAGAGCAGCACAGCAAGUUCACCAGUUCGACUAUGAUGUGUCUGAUCUGAAGGCCUGGAUCCAGGAGAAGGACAGCACACUGGGCACCGACGACCUUGGUCACGAUUUGAAUUGUGUGCAAAUGUUGCUACGACAACAUGAAGGUGUGGAGGUAAGGAGGGCAGUGUGCAGUGGCGGGCCUGUUUAA
Messenger RNA from Hypanus sabinus (Atlantic stingray), 10032 nucleotides. It is a transcript of the gene sptbn5, whose product is annotated as spectrin, beta, non-erythrocytic 5. The record is from RefSeq and is a predicted model, not a curated record. NCBI's taxonomy places the organism in Eukaryota, Metazoa, Chordata, Chondrichthyes, Myliobatiformes, Dasyatidae. Bases 112 to 10032 code for a protein of 3306 amino acids. The transcript has 59 exons. Gene Ontology annotation, molecular function: actin filament binding. Gene Ontology annotation, biological process: actin cytoskeleton organization. Gene Ontology annotation, cellular component: cell junction; cortical actin cytoskeleton; plasma membrane.